Messenger RNA from Pseudogymnoascus verrucosus, 2244 nucleotides. RefSeq lists its product as uncharacterized. Lineage: Eukaryota; Fungi; Ascomycota; Leotiomycetes; Thelebolales; Thelebolaceae. The coding region runs from base 1 to 2244 and encodes 747 amino acids. The transcript has a single exon. The record is from RefSeq and is a predicted model, not a curated record.
AUGGACAGGUCACGAGAGCGCUCGAAAGUCGGACAGUUUGAGUACGAUCAGCUCGAAAGUACGAAACAUGUCCGCCUGAUCGAAGUACUGCCGGGAGAUGUUUCCGAUCCGCUGGCUUGUCGGCUGACAUCCUUCCUCCUUGAGGCAUCACCGCCCUACCAUGCCAUCUCUUACACAUGGGGAGAUGGGAACGAUUUGCAUGCCAUGUCACUCAACGAGGCUUCUUUCGCCGUUACGACGAACGUGCGCGAUAUUCUGGAUAUGGUGCAACGUUCUGGGCAGAAGAUGUACGUCUGGAUCGAUGCGGUUUGCAUCAACCAAUCCGACAAGAGAGAGAAGGAAGCACAAAUCGCUAUGAUGGGUGAUAUCUACCACCAUGCCACCAAUGUCGUGAUAUGGCUUGGCCAUGGUGACGAUGCUCCACUGGCGAUGGGUCUAGUGAGAAGGCUGUCACGUGUGCAGAGAGAGGUCAGCCCAUUCUGGAUGAUGCCUCUACUUAUUGGAACCGCUCAAAAGUUGUCAGCCGUUGUUCAGCGUGUGGCACCUCAAUCUAUUCUGGAUAAUGUAUUGCCCAGAUGGGUUGACCGUGCGGUAGCUAUAUGGGGCAGAUCACAAGCUUACAUGCCUUGGUGGCUAUUGGGAAAGGUAUUGACACCUGUAGUCACAGUAAAAUGGUUCAUGAACCAACUGCUUAGUCUCAUCAUACCAGAAAGCACUGAGAUCUCCCCUGAAUGGCACGCCUUGAUCAAUCUCCUACAACAUCCUUGGUUUGAGAGAGUCUGGGUGGUUCAAGAAGUCAUAUUUGCAAGCUCGGCAAUUGUCCUUUAUGGCUCAGAGGAGGUAUCUCUCGAUGACUUCCAAGGGGUAGUAAACAAUAUCUGCUCCUCUUGGAUGACUACACAGAUGAGUACUCUCACGACCGCACAGAUCAGGUUUGUUCAAGCAUCAUUGCCAUCCGCUAUGAUACCACUCCGCCAGAUGCACAAUAUGAGAAUUGUGGAGCGAACUAUCGGGACGAAAGAAAAUCUUUACGAUCUUCUUAUCCGGUUUUCGCGGAAUAAGUCAACAGAGCCGAAGGAUAAAAUCUUUGCUCUGAUGGGACUCUCUUUGGAAGCAGAGCGAGAUAGGUUGUCGUUAGGAGGAUUACUAAGACUAUCUCCUAGUCUUCCCACCACGAUAAACUACGCUAGAUCAGACCGGGACGUAUUUAUUGAGACAGCUCGGAAUUUGCUCACGCGAGAAGCCUCAGCUUUCAGAAUCCCGCUCUGCAUUCUUCCACUGGCCGGAAUUGGAUACCCAAGACUCGUCAAGAACCUCCCUUCAUGGGCACCAGACUGGAGCAAUGUUCCGCCUGCCUAUAGUCUUGCCCACCACCUAGCUGGAUACGGUUUCAUUUAUCGAGCUGCCGGAUCGUCAUCCGACCCAUACUUUUACAACUCGCCAAAGGGAGAGGAAAUUGUCCUAGCAGCUACAGGAGUUUCAAUUCGGUCACAAAAUCUUGUGGGUAUGCUGCCGGGGAAAACAACAUCACCAUUCGUGCGCCUCGGACCCAUUCCAGACAGUAUCGAAGUCAAAGGCAUAUUGACCGGCAAAAUUUCUCACCUUGGAGACACUUGGCAAUUGGACUUCUCUGAAGAAAAGGUUGGAGCCAGUCUUGAAGGUACUAGAAUGUGGCGAGAGCAAGCUCAGGAUCUGACACUUCAAUGGGCCCAAGAUCCGUAUCCCACUGGCGAAGACUUACCUGAAGUGUUCUGGCGGACACUUAUCGGCAAUCGUACACCGAACGAAAGGCCUGCACCGCCAUCUUACAGAUCCCACGGAACCAUAUAUGACCUUCAAGAGCGUAUCCUCUUGGCCAGGCUCCGGGGAGAAGAUCUGAGCCAGUUUCGGAAGAAACUGGUGAAGAGGUUUCCUGGUCUCUUGGACGGUGAUCUCAGGCUGCAGAUCAUGGACCUAUUUAGCAGUCUAUUUGCGACUGCUCUCAAGCAAUGUACUCUGCACCGGAGAUUUUGUGUCCUAGAUAAUGGGUACAUAGGGGCAGUUCCUGCAGGGAGUCAGGAGGGUGACUUGGUAUUUGUAAUCGAAGGUGCCGAGACGCCAUUCGUUCUUCGGCAUUCAGUGAGGAAGGACGGAGAUCAUAUAAUCGAUUCGACGUACGAACUUGUAGGGGAGUGCUAUGUGCAUGGCAUGAUGGAUGGAGAGAUGAUGACUUCUGGAGAUCUGAAGGGUAUAGUGUUGGUAUAA